UCUUUUCAUUGCAGGCAUGGGAAGGCUUAUCUAUUCAGCAAGGUGGUCAACAUCAUGGCUGGACAGAAGGAGGAUCGAAUGAUGAUGACAGGAAUGCACACCGUUUCUGACAUUUUCUGCGUUGGUUGUGGAUCCAAUGUGGGGUGGAAAUAUGUGGCCGCAUAUGAGAAGGGCCAAAAGUACAAGGAAGGAAAAUUUAUUCUCGAAAGGUUUAAGGUGUCUGGUCCUGAUGGAAGCCAUUAUUGGGCCAACCAUGAAUCUCAUGUUGGUGGAAGUGAUGCAGAGGACGUGUGAUUUAUGCGUCGCGAAUCGGUCGAGUGCAAUUGUAUAUUCUUUCCUUUAUGUGUGACCAUUCAAUUUGGAUUCUGGAAUUUGGGGAUUUGUUUCUUAUGUAUAAGCCUGAAAGCUUAAGAAUGCCAAACUCGUCUGUUUUAUAAUUCGCUCUUUCCCAGCUGGUUACAAGCUUUCUUGCACUGCCUCAAUCAAUUGUUUCUAUUUUCUACAUU
Molecule: messenger RNA, 506 nt
Organism: Phalaenopsis equestris
Lineage: Eukaryota; Viridiplantae; Streptophyta; Magnoliopsida; Asparagales; Orchidaceae
Product: protein yippee-like
Cellular component (GO): ubiquitin ligase complex
Source: RefSeq, a predicted model, not a curated record